AUGAAAGUGUCGGGACUUGGGAACCCGCUGAACAAGGCAGACUGGGACCAGGCCGCCGAGACGGCUCCGGACUUGGCCGAGGUGCUCCGAGUGGUGCAGCAGGCGUGGCUGACCCCCAGGAGCUGCUCCCUGGACAGGAGCGUGGAGUCGCCGGCGGGCAGGCCGGCGGGGGCGGCGGGGGCGGGGCUCCCCCACAGGCGCUACUCGGUGCCGGAGGCAGUGAUGCGCCGCUACGCGCUGAGCCAGCAGCGCCGCGCGUCGCUGUCCGGGUCCAGCGGGGUGGCCACCCUGCCGGCGGGGACGCCCGCAUCCCUGUCCGCCGGCAGCGGCGGGGGGCGGGGCGCCGGGGACCUCUCCGCCCCCGGACCGGCUGCCCCGGGGCCUCCUGGCGGCGGUGUCGGCGGCGGGGGGCGGAGCCCCGGGUCGAGCACACCCUCCCCGGCCUGUGACCCCUCUCGGCCUGAGCCGGCCCCCGGACCGGCUGCCCCGUGGCCCCCUGGCGGCGGCGGCGGGGGGCAGAGUCCCGGGUCGAGCAAACCCUCCUCGGCCUGUGACCCCUCUCGGCCUGAGCCGCGGUCCCCUGGAGGCGGUGUCGGCGGCGGGCGGCGGAGCCCCGGGUCGAGCACACCCUCCCCGGCCGCCGCCCCCGACCCGGGCGCCGCUGGUCGGACGGAACCGCCGGGAGGACGUGCGCCAGCCGCAGAGCCGGGCUCCCCCGCAGACAGCGGCACCUCAUUCUCCCUGGACCAGACCGCCAGCGAGCACUCUCUGUCGACCCAGGACAUGACCCUGAGCCUCCCCUCGGAGAGCACGCUGCCCGGACUGUCACCGGCUGUUGGGCCCCGCGGAGACCAGACGGCAACCGACCUGCCAGCGAGCGUGGUUCUCUACUACGAGAGUGCGAAGGAGCACGAUAACACUCACGUCAACACCAUCGCGACUCCCGAGGAAGAAGUCAAGGAAACUGAACGCGAGAAUGUUCAGAACGACGUGGAGCUGAAACACGGAGAAAUGCAUUCGCUUGCUCCUCCUGAGGCAUUGCUUGAGACCACUGGUGCGGAGGUUUCUGCGCCCGGAGAAACAUUAGCCAGCGAGGCAAACAAAAAUGACAUAGCUAAAGAAUUUGAAAACUUUACCUUCGCCAGCAAAGAGUCUCAAACAACUACUGAAGGCAUUUCUUCGGUUGGAGAACCAUUUAUUCAAAACACACUUCUGUCAAGUAAAACUGAAGGAACUGCAUCAAUUACACAGGAAAAUCCUCAUAAAACACCCGCAAGUUGUAUAGAGACAGUAAACCACAAAACGAUUGCCAACAUAAAAACAGAAACCACAAAUAUAGAAAUAAAAAAUGAAAUUUCAACUUCUCAAGGAGAGUCCAAAGUUUUAUCGAAUUUAGAGACUGUAAAAGAACAUUUGAUCAAUGAAAAUGUUUGUCAAAGUGAAAAGGUUUGUCACGAGCUUGAGAAAUGGCCACAAAACCCGCGAAAUCAAAACGCUGCUGUGGAUGGAGAAGGAAGUGAAGAAAAGUCUCGAAAUUCAUCAGGUGGUAACGAGUCCUCUGUGUAUCGAACAUCAGAUACAAGCAUCGACAUGAGCAUGGAGACUCCAACGGAAUGUUGUAUUACCACUCCAGACACCGACCAGACACAAGGCAUGUCUGAUGGGCUGGCAGAGUCGUUAACCAAUACCCCGUUAGCUAACACCUCUGACUCUAAUAGCAUUGUUUCUGCCCAAUCUAAACUCAGACAGGGUGCAGAAAGCUCUACAACACUUGACCAGACUGUAAGCGACCGUUCUACGUCCACACAGGACACUACUGCUAGCGUUGAAACAGAAGCAACCACACCGGUUAAUGGCAGUAUGUAUGAUAUCAGGCACAAUGAUUCCACUACACUAAAUCAAACUGUUAGUGAUCAUUCGGAAUCAACGCAAGAUAUGACACUUAGUAUCCUGUCUGAAUCAGUAGACUGUAUCAACCAGACAGAAAGUCCUGCUAAUACAACUGGUGUUUUAAUGUCCACUACCUUAGACCAGUCGGUGAGCGAUAAUUCUACAUCAACACAGGACAUGACAUUAAGUAUAAAAUCAGAAAAUUCCCCAUUGUUUCAAGCUCAAACAAUUCGUGAGGACUUAAGUUUGGACAUAAAUUCUACAAAAUUAGGAGCUGCAGUCAUUGACCGGUCUGUAUCCACUCAAGACGUGGGAACCAAUACUGUAGAAGAUUUAGGUAUUGACAUGGAAAGCGUAGAUGUAAAAUGUACAGAGACAUUUUAUAAUGCAAUACAUUUGAUUUCACCUGAGAUGUUAAGUGGAAAACAUAUUACUCUUCAAGAAAUAAUUCCCAGUGAAAAUCCAGAGCCUUCCCGGAGACACACAAUCCUGUCUCCAGUGAGUGAGAAUUCAAAUAGUAGGCAAUCGGGAGAAAUGACCUCACGUUCCAACUCUUCACAAGACUUGGAGCACAUUGCAUUCAUGGAUGAUAAGUCAACAAAACAAGUAAAAUCUAAUGCUCAGAGUAUAUUCUAUGUUGUGAAACCAUACAAUAGUUAUUGUAGCAAUUUAAAUGACCUAUCCCCUCAGAGCAACAACGACAACCCUAAUCUUUCUGUACGCACACAACAGCCUAGUGAUGUCUGCAGCUCAUUUAACAAGAUUACAUCAAAUGAAGUGGGUGGUGUAGAUGGCCUUAAUGAAAAAAUUGAAUCGAAAACCAUUAAAGGUACAGCCUUUCAUAGUGUUUUGCCAUCAAAGCCACAAGCAGCAGAAUUCUGUGGAACCCGAUAUUAUCCUUUGCAAUCAUUGUGCAAUUCCAGCAAAAGCAAAUAUGUAGAAUCAGUCUCAUUUAAUAAGGUACAGACUAAUAGUUUGUCUAAAAUGAAUAAUUUUGUUGAAAUAUCUCCAACAACAACAACUGAAAAACAUCUUGAUAUGUAUAAUGGUUUGCCGAUUCGAUGCGAAAGUCCUUCUUCAGUACUUUCCCAGACAGCUUACAAAUGGAGUCACUUGACUGAAAAAGAUAAAUGUAUUCCCACGAUACAACGGGAAAGCAACUGGUUACAAAACAGGCAUCAGACGAGUUUGGAGCAAGAAACUCUAAGCUCGUGCUUUGGGACUGGCAGCUGCUACCGCAAAACUGCACAGACUGAGUUGGCGGUACCGCGCUACUCUGCUCUGCCCAGAACGGUGUCUAUGUUGGUGAACACAUCCUCUGGAGACUGUUCCAGCAAUAGCGACAGCGACUCGGAAUGUCUGAGCUUGGUUGAUAGUCUUGAGGAUACGACGCCAUCUCGGCGGGCCAAGCGAUCUGCUGAGACGAGCAAUCAAAGGUUCAUGAAGGAGGAGUCAGCAGAAAUAUUACCAGAGGAAGGCGCACGUCGAACGCCUCGGAGAGUGCAAAUAGCAACUCCGAGAGGACUAGCCAAAGCUUUCUUUGUUUCCAUAUCUGAAAACGAAACCAAAGACAUAAACAUUGCAAGUAAAUCUCACACGGUGUCUGACAGCAUGCCAGAUAAGCUGAAAGACAAAUUGUCGCAAAGACAUCACCAACUGGCAGUUAAAAGAAUAGAAAAAUACAACAACACCGAUCCUUGUAAAUAUUCUAUAGACGAAAGCAGAGCAAGAGCCAGGAAGUAUAAAAUGAGACGAUACUUAAAGAAAACAAAACCCAUCACAAAGGAUGCUUCCAUGGACAGAAAUAAAAAAAUCCCCCUUGAAAAAUUAAAAAGCGAUCACAUUGAGAAAGUUACAAGCUUAGUAGAAUUAUGCACUCCUAAAUCACCAGUCAAGGAAGAUACCAUCCCAGAAGGAAAUCCAGAAGGCCACAGCGAGCCUAAAAUUUACACACCAAUGUUCACAGACAGUAAAAACAAUCUAGGUGAAAGUAUAGAAAAAUUGGGAGAAACUGCAAUUGAGGCUAAUACAAAUAAUAACUCAAGUGUUCCUGGAGAAGAGUUCAAUAUCACAACCAAAAGUCAAAAAACAGAUUUAAAUUCAUCUGAAGUAAGCAACAAAGUCACUGGUGAAACAGAAAGAGAAGAAAACAAAGGGGGAAUAGUCAAUACAGCACAUGAACAUCAGCAACAUAAUUCCUUCCCACAAACACAGCGUUCAGAGAAUGCACAGGCAACACAAACAAAUAAACUGUCUGCCAAUUUACAAAAUGAACCAUUUAUUUUUUACGAACAGGAUCAAAAGAGUAACACGUUAAAUAACUCUGUGGUAAAAUUAGAACACGGAAGUUAUAAUAAAAGUGACGAGCAAUUGUCGUGUGACAAAAGCCAGUUGAUAAAUGAAAAUAUGGUUAAGGGUGAAAUGGAAGUGCCAGAAAGUACGAAGGACACUGCGUCAGAGGUGCUUGAGAAGAUUCCCAUCAAUAACAUUUCUCGACAUAUUGCAACUAUAGUUAGCUCAGUUGAGCAAGCCCCACCAUUGAAUAUCUUUCAAGAGGCUCCUCCACUCGAUGUAGACUGCGCAGUGCCUUCGUUCGAUACUGACUCAGUCACAGCAACAUGUGACGCGUCUCUACCCGCGCCCCAACCUAGCCCAGUUUACAGUUCUGUUCCUCUGCCAAACAGUUUACCAAUGCAGGCUGUUCACGAGCAUGACGAAGAGACCCAAAACGAAAAAUUUGGAAGCAGGAAUUCAACGGGAAAUUCGAAAAUAAAUGAAACUGAUUGGGCGCAGACAUUGAAUAGCAUCCACGUUGCAAAUAAAUUACAGAAAUCACACAUUCCAGUGAUGAAGUCUCCGAUAGCACUGCACACGGUGAGCCGGGGAACUCAGAAAACUGCAGCCAAAGAUGAGGUUGUUGCGGUAGAAUCCGGCAGUCUUUCGAACUUGCGAGCCUCCCGACCGCUGCAGCAACCGGCUGCAAGUGCACGGAGAUCCGCGAACUUGCUGGCCGGCAAGUUCCAGCAGCGCUUCGAAGUCAUCCCUGAAGAGAAGAGUGGCUCUUUGGAGUCCUCUACCGAAGAUCAAGCCCAUCGUUUAGUCGAAAAAAACAACAUGACAUACAUCCAUUCCGAAAAAUUACCCUCUAAAUCAGUGGGGAUCAAUAAUGGCACCGGCAGCAACAUUCCAAUCCUAGUUAACGGGCAUCAGACCAACCCCCUCAACCGUAGAAACAGCAGUGAGAGCAUCCAACUCCAUAAACUACAAAAUAAGCGAUACCGAAACAGAUUCAGCGUCGCACAAAGAAGGAACGGUGAAAAUAACAAGCUUUUCAAGAAUGCCCAGAGCGGGUUCGGUUCACAGAAUCAGUACGAGAAGUUCAAAAUUGGAAAAGAAAACAUCAACGAAGCGGCACCUGACUUAAAGCACGGUGGAAAAAUAGACAACAUAAACGCCAAACUUAUCGCACUGCACGAAAAAGAACAAUGUACCUGCAGCAAAGGUAGUGGCAGUGGAGUUGUUGUUGAUAGUGCUCCAGACAUCGUCAGAGCAGAUGUACGCGGAGAGAAACUUGUCCCUCAAGGCAGCCGCAAGCUGGGGAACCUUGUCGUUGCACAUUUGGACAGAACGGUGGUCUCGCCUGAACCGGACAAGCUGAGAGAGUGCUACAGAGGAAGAGCUUCCGUGGCUCCCGACUCCCAGGACAGUGAGCUACUGUCCCUCUCGAAAGGGUGGAUCAACUUCUACCUGCUGAAGGGCGCGCAAGGGACACCUGACGGGAGCAACACAGACGAUGGCGGAGCAGCGACCUCCGACAGAGAUGACCGGCCGAGGACGGUGUGCGUGAUCGGGGCAGGCGACGAGAGACCGCGCCAGCGCACGGUCCCGCCCAGAGAGCCGACUGUCCCGGCGCUCCCGCGGAUCCCGUCCCGGGAGCCGUCCGACUCGGAGGCCAGCACGGAGUACCUGCGGCCGCCGGCGACCCCGCGGGGCCCGGCGGCGCGGGGCGACGCCCUGGACGGGUCCGGCGAGCUCGCCUGCUCCGAGUCCUCGUCGUCCUCGUGCUCCAACGCCCCCGGGGGCGGGGGGAGGGGCGCGGUGGGCCUGCCCCCGCUGCGGUGGCCCGCGAGGCCUCGGAGGCCCGCCCGGCUGGCCCGGUGCAGGUCCCGCCUGCAGUGCCACCGCGGCGGGGGGCUGCCCUUCCCGCCGGACCCUCGCCGAGGCGGGGACGGCUGGACGGUCACGGUGGCCGGCACCACCGCCUGCCCCCAGCCGCGCCACGACGUGGAGAUGCGGCUGUCCUUCCCCGCCUGCGCGCGCCGCCCGCCGGCCAGCCAGUCCGACUCGGGCCUUGGCGAGGACGCCCACGGCGACGGGACCCAUCCCCUCCUGCCGCCGGCCCACCGCUGGAGCGUCACCGUCAGAAACCAGGCAGAUGGUUUUGACGGAAGUGAGGAAAUGAAAGCUGAGAAGAGUCUGGAUAGAUGCCUUCCAGAUCUGACGUUCAAUACGGGCCAAUUAAAACAAACAAAGAAGAUUGUCAAGAGACCUGGGACGGGCCAGCCGGCAUACUCGGCCGUGGACGAGGAGACCGCGAGAGCGAGGGCCCGGCGGAGGCUGUCCCUGUCCUCGUGGCCCAAGGUGCACAGCGUGGCGCCGGGCAAGGUCGCCGCCCGGACCACCAGCGGGAACGUCCCGCGGGAAGCGAGGUCCGUCUCCCUCCUGGCGGACGGCGACCGGGGCGCCGCGACGGGGGGCGGCCUCGCCGUCACGGGGUCCGCCAUCGCUCCCGGGGAGAAGCCCCGGGUGCCCACGAUGAGCGAGCGCGACCUCACCAGGACCCACGGCGGGACGGCCUGCGUCGCCGGCCACGCCCGGGCGUAGGGUGGGGCGGGGAGCGCGCAUCGGCGCCGCCACUACGCCCGGGGGGAAGCCCCGUGCUCGCGGACUCUCCCCUGUCCCUUCGUCACGGCCACGCGUCGGCCCAACUGCCCACGUCCGACGAGGAGCUUGUGUCUCUCGUGCGAGUGAACUACGACCUGUGACAUGCAGCGAGCUGUUCGCAAGGGCGAAGCCAGACUGAUGUUUAGGGGAGGCCCUAAUUUAAAUUCCUCUAAUACAAUUUUAGUACAUUUAGAAUUGAAAUAUUUAAUACAUUUAAAACAAGUGAAACUUCUUUGCUGAGAGGGGCUUUCAAAUCCAAAAUUCAUGAGUUACUCGUUCAUACAAGCGCUGCAGAAUGUUUACUCCUGCGUGGACGGUCAUUUUCACGAACAAGUCGUGUCCGUCCAGAAGAAGAGACAGAAGGGGGCGAAGUCCCCCCAAGGGCUGUUGAAUUAAAAAAAAAAUUUUUUUUAAUGCGUGUGUUUACCCUGAUGGAACGAAAAUUACAAGUCUGUUGUUAAAUUAAAAAAUUCGUAGCAAAACAUACAAGUACCUACUUACUAUAAUGUGAUACACAAAGUUAUUAUGGCCAUAGUAAUGUUAAGGUUUUUAGAAAUUUUUUUGUUUGUUUUUGUUUUAAUUGUGGGGUUUGAAAAGUUGUACAUUAUAUAAAAUGGCCCUGCAAAUAUCAUCCAUGUGAAGCAACACAGAGAAGAAUAAUAUUCUGCACGUAUGUCAUGUUACAGUUAAGUGAUGGGAUCCGUGCACUCGAGAAUAUCUUAUAGUUGCAUCUUUGAAGUACGUACUUCUUACCAUAAGAGAUUGCCCAUGUCAAAAGAUCUUAUCAAUGUUUAGUUUUGGUCUUCAAGAUGGUCGUUAGAUUUAAUAUUGUUUACCAAUGUUACAUUAUAUUUCCACGCACAAAAGUAGAAGUGACGAGUCAACUGUGGUUGUUUUUCUAAGCAAUACUAGUGUUAUUUUUUUUAUAUCAGUCAAAGGAACGACAGUUAGAUCAAUAAAUUUAUUCUGCUACUUCCUGCAACCACCCUUUAUUUCAAUUUUCCAAAGCCAGUGUUUAAACUAUGCCUCAAAAUAUUAAUAAUAAGUCAUA
Molecule: messenger RNA, 7885 nt
Organism: Bacillus rossius redtenbacheri
Lineage: Eukaryota; Metazoa; Arthropoda; Insecta; Phasmatodea; Bacillidae
Exons: 8
Coding region: 1-6774 (2257 amino acids)
Source: RefSeq, a predicted model, not a curated record